This is a messenger RNA of Elaeis guineensis (African oil palm), 859 nucleotides long. The record is from RefSeq and is a predicted model, not a curated record. NCBI's taxonomy places the organism in Eukaryota, Viridiplantae, Streptophyta, Magnoliopsida, Arecales, Arecaceae.
GAGAGAGAGAGAGAGUGAGAGGUUAUAUCAGGCCACCAUUUUCCGGAUCGAUGAGGUGUGUGGUGUUUGAUAAUAAAACUGCUUCGGAUGAUGAGUCUGUAGUUAUGACGGCUGGGAAUGGUGAUGAGAGUGAAAGUGUUGCGCCGUUUCUUGUGAGGUUUUUGCAGUACUUGGAGACACCACAGUAUCUGCGACGCCGGCUCUUUGCGAUGCACAAUAGCUUGAGAAUUGUGGGUCUGCUUCCCCCACUUGAUGCUCCUCACCAUGUGCGCAAACAUGAAUGGUCCCCAUUCCAUGAAGGGAGAAAGUGUUCAUGAUGUAUUCAGUUCUUACUUGAACACUUGUCCUCUUCAGGGAAGCAGAAUGAUAAGAACCGAGGAGGCUAUUUUCAUAUCCCUGCGGCAUUUCCAAGUGCCAAUUGAACGAGCAGCAUGGUGAGACGCAAGCGAUAGUAGCUGUCUGCUGAAUCUGUAAUAUACUUUCAACAAAAGUUGAGCAAAUCAUUCAGCUUAGAAAAGCUCAAAUGAAAUUGUGACCCUGCCCAUCGGAAUCUUCAAGCAGGGAUGUUUAUGGGAAGUGAUGAAUGGUGGAUGCUUCUGUUUCCAAAACGCAUUCCUAUUGAAGCUUGUGACUUUUUGAAGCCAUAACCAGUGUUCAAAGGAGUAUUUCACGAAACUAGACACAGGAUGGUCAAGUGAUCAGGAUGGAAACAAGCUGAAGUGUAAAAUUUUGCCAAAAAUCAGUACAAGUUAUUGUUUCAAAUUGUUACAAUAUAGAUGUCUAGACAUCCCAAUCACAAAUCCUCUAACUAAUGUGGCCAUCCAAAAAAAAGAUUCAUUACUCUUGCGCAUUGUGUAAG